AGUGUGGGUUCGCUGGAAAAUCUGAAAACUAUUUAGAUAAUACGAACUUGAAAUUAUCGGAUUUGAAUGAUGAAAGAAUCUUCUAAAAAGAUGACAUAUAUCCAGAAUGGCAAGAAAAUUACUUGGCUGGAGGAAGAUCCAUCUCCUCCCACCAAAGUUACAAGAAUUUCCAAAACAUAUUACAGAUCCUGUAAAUUUGGGAAUCUGCGCCUGGCAGUUGGCGACUUUGUCUUGAUAGCUGACUUAUCAGCUGGAGAUGAAGACCAUGUGGAUGGCUGUGAAAUAGCUGAAAUCACUCAUAUGUAUGACACAGGCGACCCGGACGAGAAGGACCCGUGCUGGCUGACUGUGCGGUGGUUCACGCGCUGGGACCUUCUGCCGCCGACGGUGCGCAAGAAGCUGCCGGUCGGCCUGCCACAGCCGCACCCGACCCGGGAGGUGGUACUGGACGGGCGGCCGUUCAGCCCAGAGGUGCUCAUCAGCACUGUCUGGGACAAAUGUGAGGUGCGCGUGCUGCAGCCAUACGAGGACUCGGCGGUCGAGCGGAGCACCCGCGGCGCCCUAGAGCUGUUCGUCACCCGGUUCCAGCUGCAGACUAAGCCGCUGAAGCUGGUAUCUAUCUCCGGUCUGGACCUGGGUUUCGAGGAUGAGGGGGAAAGAAAGAGAACAAAAACACCUCAGAAGACUGGUGGGAGGUCGAGGCAAGGUAGUGAGGCACCCGAAAGACGGGAGAAAGCAGGCGAUGAACCCCGCGGGAGGCGAAAGAGGGAAGGAAGUGAAACUCCGGGAAGACAGAAGAGAGCGGGCAGUAAAACCCCGGAAAGACGGAGGAGGGAAAGAAGUGAAACUCCUGGUAGAUGCAGGAGAGAGACAAGUGAAACCCCCAGAAGGCGGAAGAGGGAGGGAAGUGAAACUCCUGGAAGACAGAAGAGGGCGGGCAGUGAAACCCCAGGAAAACGGAGGAGGGACAGAAGUGAGACCCCCGGGAGACAAAUAAGAGAAGUUAGUAAAACUCCCGGGAAACAGAAGAGGACGGGCGGCGAGACCCCGGCGAAACAGAAAAGAGCGGGCAGUGAAACUCCAGGGAAACAGAAGAGAGCUGGCAGCGAGGCUCCCGGUGAAACGCCCACUGCUGAACGAAGGACACGAUCGACGGGAAAGGAGAAUAAUGCGCCAACCACGCCGUCGCAGCAGCCGCCUUCCAAAGAGGGCCUGUCCCGUUCGGGCCGGCGUCGUAAGGAGCGCAGCUACCGUGACCUCGUGGAGGGCAAGGCCCCCGGUAUCACUGCUGGCGUGGGCUCUGUCCUGCCCUCGUUCUCGCCUUCCGUUCGCCUCAGUCGGGCGUCCUGUCCUCCCGGAGUGUCCUAUUACACCAGGUCCUCUCGAGCGUCCUCACAGGCCGCAACGACGAGCUGGGAGGAUGAAGAUGCCAUUACCAUAAGCUACACGUCACCUAAAAUGGUCAUGAAAAUGAGUCGACUCACCGACAGCAAAAUUCGACAGAUGCUGCUGGAAGAUGAUGAUAGUGAUUCGUCUCUCCCGGAUAGCGGUCGAAGCACGCCUGUCCCCGUCAAAAAGAAAACGCCACGUGCGUCCAGAGAAACCACCCCAGCGCGCGGCUUGAAGCGGACAGCGUCCCAGUCUAAGACAGACAGCCCUGCACGAGCCAGACCUGAACCAUCCCGCUCCCGGGGUGCCACGCCUGUGAAGCGGGACGCGUCCCGUACCAGCACUCCGUCCAAGCCUGAACCGUCCCGUUCCCGGGGUGCCACGCCCGUGAAGCGGGACGCGUCCCGUGCCAGCACUCCGUCCUCUGGCGGCGCGCGGUCGGCGGGCAGGGGCACACCUCGCUCGGCGGGACGGGGCUCCGCGUCUCCAUCGGCCGGCCGCAGCACGCCGCGAUCGGCGCGUCGCUCGCUCUGCCUCCAACCGAGUCUGGCCACGGUGACCGAGGAGCGAUCCCCCGGCGCCGCCAGCGCCCGCCCCAGUGACCCGCCGCCGGCGCGGCGCCUGUUCGCCGCGGACGCCGGCGGCGCCAAGAGACGCCGUCUGUCAUUGGCCGUUGACUCAGAGAACGAGGAGGAAGAGGAGGUCGCUCCGCGCCGCGGCGGAGGACGCAGUCGUGCUGCCAGCGCCCGGCGCACCGAGGAACUCCCGGAGGAGAGUUCCCAGGAGGAAGAGUGGACGCCCGUCAAACGGCGAACGGGCCGUGCGGCCGCGUCCCCGGCGACUCCGUCCCGCGGCCGGGGCAGGGGGCGCGGCGGUCGAUCGGUCACGGCCUCUCCCAGGACCCCGAAGGUUGGCGGCACACCCCUGGUGCCCGGCCGGUCAGCCGGCUGUCUGGACACGCCCGGUACACCGCUAGAGCGGGCCCGCAGUCGACUGCACGUGGCUGCGGUACCCGAGGCGCUGCCCUGCCGUGAGAAUGAGUUCCUCGACAUCUACACCUUCGUGGAGGCGCGACUACUGGAUGGUACUGGCGGGUGCAUGUACGUGAGCGGCGUUCCGGGCACGGGGAAGACGGCUACCAUGAGGGAGGUGGUGCGCAGUUUACAGGAAGGCGUCCAGACCGGUGACCUGCCCGCCUUCCAGUUUAUCGAGGUGAACGGUAUGCGUCUGACGGAGCCGCAGCGCGCCUACUGUCAGAUCCUCUCCGAACUGACCGGCACCAAGGCCGUACCCGAGCACGCCGCUCAGAUGCUCGAUAAGCGCUUCUCACAGCCGGCCGGCCGACGCCAGCCGCUGCUGCUUAUGGUCGACGAGCUGGACCUGCUGUGGACGAGGAAGCAGAACGUCCUCUACAAUCUAUUCGACUGGCCGAGCCGGCCGCACGCGCGGCUGAUCGUCGUCGCUAUCGCCAACACGAUGGACCUGCCGGAGAGGAUCAUGAUGAACCGCGUCUCCAGUCGACUGGGUCUGACACGGAUGACCUUCCAGCCGUACACGUUCAAACAGCUCCAGGAGAUUGUCUCCAGCCGACUGAGCGGUCUCGACGCCUUCGACCCCGACGCCAUUCAGCUGGUGGCCAGGAAGGUGGCUGCCGUGUCCGGUGACGCCCGCCGCGCUCUCGACAUCUGUCGGCGGGCCACGGAACUAGCGGAGCGCGGUCCGGCCGCUGAGCGGCGCCACAUGUCACCCAGGAAGGCCAAGACCUCGGCGCUGGUGGCUAUGGAGCACGUCAACGCCGCCAUCCAGGAGAUGUUCGCUUCGCCAAAAAUUGUCGCCAUUCGGUCGUGCCCGGCACAGGCGCGCUCCCUGCUCCAGGCUGUGGUGUCCGAGUUUCAGCGCACCGGCUUGGAAGAGGCCCGGCUGGGCCGUGUAUAUGAACAGAUGGCUGCCGCCUGCCGGUUCGAAGGCGUCUCGCCUCCCACUCUCUCCGAGGUGUUCGCUCUGGUGAGUCAGCUGACGGCGGUCCGUCUGCUGCACGCCCAACACGCCAGACAUGACCUCGAGACCCGGCUGAGACUCAACAUCAGCGUGGACGACGUGUCGUACGCGGUGCAGGAGAUGCCUGACCUGUGACCGGUCAGAGGGGGAUCAGGGGUGACGUCUGACCUGUGACCGGUCAGGGGGUGACUAUUCGAUCUGUGACCGGUCAGGGGGUGACUGGACCGAUCUGUGACCGGUCAGGGGGUGACUGUGGGCCGACCUGUGACCGGUCCGAGGGUGACUGGACCGACCUGUGACCGGCCAGAGGGUGACUGUGGUCUGACCUGUGACCGGUCAGGAGGUGGCUGUGGACUCCGACCUGUGACCGGUCAGAUGGGGACAUGGUUUGACCUGUGACCGGUCAGAGGGGGAUCAGGGGUGGCGUCUGACCUGUGACCGGUAAGGGGAUGACGGUGGUCAGACAUGUGACUGGUCAAAGGGUGACGGUGGUCCGACCUGUGACUGGUCAGAGGGGGUGACCGUGGUCUGACCUGUGACCGGUCAGGAGGUGGCUGUGGGCUCCGACCUGUGAUCAGUCAUGGUGACAUGUCAGUCUUGAGUGACACCAUGGAAUGGGAUGGUGUUCGAAAGUGAUUGUUGAGGAUAUUCCUUGCCCGUGACCGGCUGGCCGGCGGUUAAACAUGCUAAAUUCGGAAUUUAUUGUCAUGUGCUCAGAAAUCGUGAAAUGAUCAUAUACCUUCAUCAAAAAACUUAAAAUGCUAUAGAUACAGCAAAGCACACGGCCAAUCUGGCCUGCAUAGCUGGUAUAGAAAAGUUAAGUGAUGAAAAACAGAAAUGAAUUUAAGGCAAGUUCAUUAUAUAAUGGGCCUCAGGCCUUCAGUCUGCAACAAGCUACAAAAUAGCUUACCCUGGAAUAUUUUGUUCAUCCCUUGGCCCAAAUCCCUUUCAUGUUCCCUGCCUUUGACAAGACACAAUCGCGAUUAAUGAAUGGUUGAGUCGUGACUCGUGACUCGCACUAUUAAUGGGUGACGUCAUCAAAAGUUCAGCUCGUUUCUCUUGCACAAGUAAUCUCUUCUAACAGCUGAUAACAUUAAAAAGUAAACAAGUACGAGGCGAAGCGGGAGGGCCGGUACCGAAGGGAUGGUGGGACUGAUGUUGGCUAGUGAUUUGCAAGCGGCUGUCUGACAUUUUCACACCGAUACUGUCGAACUAACUACGUCCUUCUUUAUUCCUGCUGAAUUAGCAGACAUUCGUGAACCGCGCAUUCGGCGUUAGGUGGUCAUUUUCGGAUAUCCCUGGUCAUUCGGCCUCGGCUUCGUAGAGGGCGAUCAUUUAUAAUUCGGAUCAUUUUUUUUUUAUUGAUGUUGGCGGCGUUGCUCCACUUUGCGGCUGGUCAUCAAGGCUGCUGCAUUCCGUCUAGCGUGCUUCGCCGAUUGUCCUGCUGGUGACGUGACCUUUAUAGCCGGCGUUCAUGUCAUUUGAUUGGCAUGGCUGGUUAUUGUGGGAGGUUUGCUGGCUGAUUUCAACGGGAGCAGUGGUGAUGUGUUCUUUUUGUGUUCGUAGAUUCUGUUUUUAUAGUGUGGCAUUUGGUUGAAUGACUGCAUGUCUUGUGAAUUGUAAAGACGAAAAGGCUACAUGUCUAAACAAGGCCAUCCUUCCGAUAUUGGUGGCUCAUUUCAUUAUGAGUUGGUUUUGCCAUGCGCCGACAUCGGUCAUGCAUUUUUAUACUACGUUUGGCUCUUACUGUUAAUUUAGACGUCUUUAACUUCUUAGUGCCAUCCCUGAGCAUGUUUUCCUCUCUUAUUUUAGGCUUAGAUUUGCAGUAAAAGUUAAACAGACAGCAGUUAAUCCACUUUGGGUGUGACCGUUGGUACAAAACACAGUGAUAGCAUUGGUCCGGACGCGCUACCGAGUUCGUUCAGGGACGGAGUGUCUUCCUGCCGUCGUCUGCUCGUUGUUACUCUCCGAUUUUGUACAAUUGUUCUCCGAUGUGGCCCUCGGCGUACCGUGUGUGGACCGGGUGGGUCUCGAUUGGUCUAGCUCGCCCGUUCCAGGUCGAGUUGGUCUUGGACAGGUCAGGGGUUUGUUGCCAUUUGUAUACUGCCGCGUGUGUAUUUUUGUACUGUUUGUGAUGGAUUGAAAUUUGAUUAUGCGUGCUUUGCAUUCAAUAUAGUCCCAAAGCAAUAA
Molecule: messenger RNA, 5577 nt
Organism: Amphibalanus amphitrite
Lineage: Eukaryota; Metazoa; Arthropoda; Thecostraca; Balanomorpha; Balanidae
Product: origin recognition complex subunit 1-like
Exons: 17
Coding region: 67-3522 (1151 amino acids)
Biological process (GO): DNA replication initiation; mitotic DNA replication checkpoint signaling
Cellular component (GO): nuclear origin of replication recognition complex
Molecular function (GO): chromatin binding; ATP hydrolysis activity; ATP binding
Source: RefSeq, a predicted model, not a curated record